UAGUCAAAUUAUGUCAUGAGACUCAAGUUCGUGCCAAGAAGCUUAAAUUUUUGAGUGCAAUUUUCACCGCAUUAGACCAGCUGUGAUAAAAACUUCUCAUCAAGAUGAUCCACAGUCUUUUCAUAAUUAAUCCCUCUGGGGAUGUCUUUAUGGAGAAGCACUGGAAAAGUGUAAUAUCGAGGUCUGUGUGCGACUAUUUUUUCGACCACCAACGUAAAGCAUCGUCCCCAGAAGACAUCCCCCCGGUGAUCGCCACACCGCACCAUUACCUUAUCAGUGUUUACAGAAGUUCCAUGUUCUUCGUGGCAGUCUGCACGACUGAAGUUGCCCCUCUUUUCGUCGUUGAAUUUUUGCACAGGGUUGUCGACACGUUCGAAGACUACUUCAGCGAGUGCACUGAAUCCAUAAUUAAAGAGCACUACGUUGUCGUCUAUGAACUUUUAGACGAAAUGUUGGACAACGGAUUUCCUCUGGCCACGGAAUCGAACAUUCUGAAAGAACUAAUCAAGCCGCCCAAUAUCCUGCGAACCAUCGCCAACACAGUCACGGGCAAAUCCAACUAUUUCAGUGUCAGCUCCAUCCUGCCGAGCGGCCAGCUGUCCAACAUUCCGUGGCGCCGCACCGGCGUCAAGUACACAAACAAUGAGGCUUAUUUUGACAUGAUUGAAGAGGUCGACGCCAUCAUCGAUAAAUCUGGCUCCACCGUGUGCGCCGAGAUCCAGGGAUAUAUUGACUGCUGCAUCAAGUUGAGCGGAAUGCCUGAUCUGAGUUUGUCGUUUGUAAACCCCAGACUGUUUGAUGACGUCAGCUUUCACCCCUGCGUUCGCUUCAAGAGAUGGGAGUCAGAGCGAGUUCUGUCAUUCAUUCCGCCCGAUGGCAACUUCCGCCUGAUGAGCUACCACAUUGGCUCGCAAAGCAUCGUCGCCAUUCCCGUCUACGUCCGCCACUCACUCAGCCUGCGAGAAUCUGGAAGCGGGGGCCGUCUGGACAUUACUCUGGGCCCAAAGCAAACCCUCGGCCGAACAAUCGAGAAUGUCGUGCUUGAAAUUCCAAUGCCCAAGAGCGUCCUCAACUGUGGCCUGGUCACAAAUCAGGGCAAAUACACGUUUGACCCUGUGAGCAAGCUGCUUGUCUGGGAAGUAGGUCGUAUUGACGUGACAAAGCUGCCAAACAUCAGAGGAACGAUUUCCUUGCAAAGUGGUUCUCCACCUGUGGAAGCAAACCCAUCGAUAAAUGUCAAGUUCACGAUUAACCAACUAGCUGUUUCCGGCUUGAAAGUGAACCGUCUGGACAUGUAUGGAGAGAAGUAUAAACCCUUCAAAGGCGUCAAGUACAUUACCAAGGCUGGGAAAUUCCAAGUGCGAAUGUAAAACUUUAUUUACUGUUUCAUAAUAUUCGGAUCUGAUUUUCUAUUUAUUUUCUGUUGGGAAAAGCAAAAUAUAACAUUUAACAUUAAA
Cloeon dipterum is the source of this 1457-nucleotide messenger RNA. It is a transcript of the gene carmine, whose product is annotated as AP-3 complex subunit carmine. The record is from RefSeq and is a predicted model, not a curated record. Gene Ontology annotation, biological process: intracellular protein transport; endocytosis. Gene Ontology annotation, cellular component: clathrin adaptor complex; cytoplasmic vesicle. The transcript has 10 exons. Lineage: Eukaryota; Metazoa; Arthropoda; Insecta; Ephemeroptera; Baetidae. Bases 105 to 1370 code for a protein of 421 amino acids.